AUGAAGUUCCGAGUGGGGCGUCCGCUGCUUGUGGCGCUGUUUUUUAUCAUUGUAAUCUUUGCCGACCAAAUCCGGUGCGAGGAGGAACCGGUGACGGCGGCAGCGACGUCGAAGCCGGCCAAGAAGAAGGGCAAGAAAAGCAGGGCGAAGACCUCGGCGACCAAGUUGGCGACGAAGAAUCUGAAGAAACCGCGCGAUCGUCCGCAAGCCGAUCGGCCGCAGGCGCAGGCGCCGGAGUACGGGGAGUACGACUACGGGGACAACUACGACUACGGCCCCGAUCCGGACUACGAGGCGGAAAAUGCAAAUGGCGCAACGCGUAGACCCGAGCACGGCUUCCGGCAACCGGAGGACGAGAUUCCGCGUGUAUCGACGACCAGCAGCACCACGCCGCGUGCUCCGGAACCGGAAGCGAUCGUGCAGCCGUUCACGUGCCACCACGAGGGCACGUGGUACCGCGAGAACGACGUGUUCCAGUCGGGCUAUCGGGGCUGUGCGACGUGCCGCUGCCGGAACGGAUCGGUCCAGUGUGACGAGGCCGACUGCCCCCGCGUAACACCGGAACCGCGGACCAGCACCACUACUACGUCGACGACCACGUCCACCACCGAGCGACCGGUGGCCCCCUUCGGUGAACCUGGCACUCCUGGUGAAGUGGGCCAACCGGGGGUUCCGGGCACGCCGGGUGUGCCUGGGCUCCCGGGGCCACCAGGACCCGCGCCGGACCUCACGUUCUACACCCAGCAGCUGCAGGAUUCGAUGGGUGGACCCGAUAAGGGCCCGGGCCCAGAGAACUUUCAGUUUAUGCAGGCUCAAGUCGGUCCGGUAGGACCACGGGGUCCUCCGGGGCCCUCUGGCCCAACCGGUCCCCAAGGAUUCCAGGGAACUCGCGGGGAACCAGGAGAACCGGGAGCGCCGGGGGUCGGUGGACCGCCGGGACCCCGAGGGCUACCGGGGCCACCCGGUAAGGAUGGCACCGCCGGAGACGAUGGAGAAACGGGACCUCAAGGAACGGUCGGAAUGACGGGACCGCGCGGGCUACCCGGAAUGCCCGGUGUACCUGGGCUCAAGGGCCACCAGGGGUUACCCGGCCCGGAGGGAAUGAAAGGAGAAACCGGAGCCAUCGGUGAGAAAGGAUCGGUGGGGUCUGUGGGUCCUGCUGGAGUCACUGGGGCCGUGGGACCUGCUGGACCUCGUGGCGAGCGAGGACGUGAGGGACCACCUGGACCGGCAGGAUUGCGAGGCAUCGACGGAAUCGCUGGACCAUCCGGACCACCGGGAGCCGUCGGGAAGCCUGGACCACCGGGAUUCCCGGGUAGCAACGGUGCCAAAGGUGAUAUGGGCGCGAUGGGCCCAAAAGGGAGCUCGGGGCCGCAAGGACCGCGAGGAGAAUCCGGACGCCCGGGACAACCGGGUGAGCCGGGACUUAAUGGACCGCCGGGCAAAGAUGGAGCGUCGGGCGAGAAAGGAAGCCCCGGAUCGCCGGGGAAUGCCGGACCGCCCGGGUUCCCAGGAUCACGCGGAGCGCCGGGGGCCAACGGAAGUCCAGGCGACGUCGGCUCGAAGGGUGAAUCGGGUCUGCCCGGGGAGCGUGGCUACAAAGGCGAAGCCGGCAUCAAGGGGGAAGCCGGUGUACCAGGACCCCGUGGGCUACCGGGAGCCGUCGGCCCGGAAGGAAAACGAGGCAAACGCGGCAUGAAGGGUCCCACGGGUCUGUCGGGUCCGCAGGGAGAACGAGGUCUUUCAGGGUCGCCCGGUCUACCGGGCCCCGACGGAGCGCAAGGCGUGAAGGGCCAAUCGGGAGACCGUGGCGCUAUGGGGCCCACCGGUCCGAAAGGAUCGUCCGGAGAUCCUGGACCACCGGGAACGCCCGGCAUUCAAGGACUACGCGGACAACCGGGACGUGCCGGGGCGCAAGGAAAAGCUGGAACACCCGGGGAACGGGGUCUGCCCGGAUCGGACGGUAAAGUGGGCGAAUCGGGCCCGCAAGGACUUCAGGGUCUGCCCGGACCGAUCGGUAUGCCCGGUGACAAGGGAUUCACGGGCGAACCAGGCAAGGACGGUGACAUCGGACCACCGGGAGCCGUAGGACCCCGAGGGGACGCUGGCAAAGACGGACCACCCGGGAUUCCGGGCCCCCCGGGCCCACCCGGCAACGAUGGAGACCGUGGCCCACCGGGAACGUCCGGACCCCGCGGAUUCCAGGGUCUACCGGGAACGCCAGGCAACCCAGGAGCUCAAGGCAAGGACGGGCAGAAUGGUCCGCCAGGAUCACCGGGGCCAACGGGUCAGCCAGGAAUACGGGGCGAGCGAGGUUUCCCGGGCGAACGCGGACCAGUUGGUACUCCGGGAACGCCGGGGGUGCGUGGUGAAACGGGAGCCCAAGGCAACGAUGGACCACCGGGUCCAUCCGGAGCUACGGGAAUGAAAGGACAUCAAGGAGCACCCGGUAUGGUGGGCCUCCCAGGGCUGCGAGGUCUCGCAGGACCCGCCGGAGAAAAGGGUGAGCGCGGCAGUUCGGGUCCGACGGGCCCCGAAGGUCCUGCCGGGCGCCUUGGUGAACGCGGUCUGCAGGGACCGAUGGGACCACCGGGGCCACCUGGAGAACCGGCGGAGAAGGGAGAACCCGGAUCACCGGGCGCCCACGGUGAACCUGGGGCUCCCGGGGUCGUCGGUGACCGGGGAGCGGUGGGGCCGCAAGGUCUCCAAGGCUUCCCCGGACCCCUGGGUCCCGUCGGUGUCCCCGGCUCGAAGGGAGACCGAGGCAGCAUGGGACUGAAGGGCGAGCAGGGCAACUCUGGCCUCGCGGGAGUGCCGGGCGAACCAGGACCCCAGGGAUUCAUUGGACUGACCGGGUCCAAGGGAGCCCGCGGGGAGCCAGGACUGCGCGGAGAAACCGGACCGAUGGGGACUCCAGGACGACCGGGAGACCAAGGACCCAUUGGUCAAACUGGCAAUCCGGGACAGGCGGGUACACCGGGCAGCCACGGUAUGAAGGGCAACCCGGGCGAUACGGGUCGCCCAGGAAAUGCGGGGCCCCCGGGGAUGCCCGGGCCGCAGGGAGCAGAAGGCAUCAAGGGCGACGCCGGCGGCGAUGGACCAGCGGGGCCGCCGGGAAAUCAAGGACCUCACGGUGUGCCGGGCGACAGAGGCCUUCCGGGUCUGCCCGGUCCGAGUGGAGCGCAAGGAAUGCGUGGCUUGCGUGGUGCGGCUGGAGAACCGGGGCACCCGGGAAAACCGGGCAACGAUGGACCCCCCGGCACGGCCGGGCCACUGGGUCCGGCAGGACCCCCAGGACCCACCGGGGACAGCGGACCGGAAGGAAUGGUGGGAAAAACGGGACCACCGGGCAUUGCAGGACGAGCUGGCGAUAAGGGACCGAUCGGAAACCCCGGAACCCAGGGCACACCGGGGGCUCCUGGCCUUCCAGGACCACCGGGCCAACAAGGGCCCCUCGGCCAGACGGGUGAGCGAGGGUUGCGUGGAGAAACGGGACCCAUCGGAGUCGACGGACCGCCGGGGGCUCGCGGAAAACCGGGACCACCGGGUCUGGAGGGUCCAAAGGGAGAGAACGGCGAAGCGGGGCUCAAGGGCACGAAGGGUCACCGGGGACUGAUCGGCCUGCAGGGCCUGCCGGGAACUGCCGGUCCGCCGGGCGACAAGGGUAACGUGGGCGGUGAAGGUCCACCGGGCAAACCGGGUGAGGCGGGACCCAGAGGGCCGCCAGGACGCGACGGCACCGUCGGACCGCAGGGAAUGCUGGGAAUCGCUGGACCGCGGGGACCCCCCGGCAACGAUGGCAAACCGGGACCAGUGGGGCAAGCGGGACCUCCAGGACCGCCCGGUCCGCCGGGAGACGGAGUGGGCUACGACGCGGCCGCCCUUGCCGCUCUGCUCGGCCACGGCCAGAUGAGCAACAGCAAGGGACCGGAUCCGAACAUGGCCGAUGAACCGAUGAACCUGGGCCGCGUGUUCGAGCUGACGGACGAGGAGCGCCAGAAGUUGGUGGAGAAUGCGUACGAAAAGCUGAAGGCCGCCUUCGGGACGUUCAAGAAGCCGGACGGGAAGCAGGGUUCACCGGCCAAGACGUGCCGCGAUCUGUUUGCGGCCCAUCCCGAGCUCGCUUCCGGCCACUACUGGAUCGACCCGAACGAGGGCGACGCCCGGGAUGCCAUCCUGGUGUACUGUGACGCCGAGCGGAGGGCUUCCUGUGUCCUGCCGCAGCCACUGCGCACGAAGGAGCUCGCGUACGACGGCGACGAGGACGAAGUGUGGCUUGGCGAACUGAAGGACGGCAUGAAAAUCACGUACAAGUCGGACAGCAACCAGAUCGGCUUCCUGCAGCUCCUGUCGGCGACCGCGUCCCAGAACAUAACCUAUCACUGCCGCAAUAGCGUGGCGUUCUUCAACAAGGAGAAGAACAGCUACCGUCAGAGUCUGAAGCUGCUCGCCUGGAACGACGCCGAACUGACGGCUCGUGGUCCGCAGCGGCUGCGGUACGACGCUCUGCAGGACGACUGCCAGCACCGGACGGCCCACUACGCCCAGUCGGUGCUCAGCUACAGCACCGACAAACCAAUGCGACUGCCCAUCAUCGACAUCGCGAUCCGGGACAUUGGCCGCGAAGCGAACCAAGAGUUCUGGAUCGAGAUCGGGGCCGUGUGCUUCCAGUAGCGUUCCGACGAAUGGUCCUGCUGAUGGUGAUCCUCUUCCUAAGAAAAAAAAAACGGAACGAACAACAACAACAGCAACAGACGGACGGAUGACGGGAAACUAAGAGAAAGACUAAGAAAAGUGUAGAUUCCUCUUCGUGCUGCGUGAUAUUCUUUGUGGCAGUGUGGAAGCGACCGAAGUUAGACGGAGGAGUGAGUAGGUAAGCAAGCGCGCGUGUGUAUGUGUGUGUGU
Messenger RNA from Anopheles cruzii, 4905 nucleotides. Its product is annotated as collagen alpha-1(I) chain-like. The record is from RefSeq and is a predicted model, not a curated record. Bases 1 to 4674 code for a protein of 1557 amino acids. The transcript has 7 exons. Gene Ontology annotation, molecular function: extracellular matrix structural constituent. NCBI's taxonomy places the organism in Eukaryota, Metazoa, Arthropoda, Insecta, Diptera, Culicidae.